AUAAAUCUGCUUAAAUAACGGCAUGAUGUUUUUUAAUCCUUUUUUAACCUUUCCCGAUUUUAAUUUCAUCCAGUGGUUUAAAAAUUGGCGAAUGUAAAAGGCAGAACAAUAUACGGAUAUAUGGUAUCGCUAAAUUGGAUUGUUAAUUUGUAAUAAUGCAAUUUACAAAACCGAUAUGAACUAUGAUAUAUUGUUGUUCAAUUCUGUUGCAACAAAAACAACCACAUACCGAUUAUGAGUAUUGGCAGUUGAUAAUAAUUCGUCUAUAUUGUGGUGAGAUACUUCGAUACAUUAUUUUGAAUAAAACGUGGCUUAUUGGUCAUCUAAAAAUCUGAACGGUUCCUAACUGAUGGCGGAUGGAUUCGAUGGAAGCAGCACAUGGAAACUCGAACACGGACAAGUUCGUCUUAUCAACAUUGAUCGUAUGCCAAUCCAUCAUAAAGCGUUAGACAAACGCAGAGUUAAUCGCAGAAAGAAGUCCCCCACCGAAGAAACGCGAAAGCGAAGUAAGAUGUUGACCAAGUUAACGCGUGGAGCGUCUAAAGCCGACCUGAAAUCAGAGCCGCCGGCAAGGCCGACAACGCCGAAAUAUCUGAAGGACUACUUUGAUUAUGACAAGAACAGCAGUAGCGAGGAAAGCGCCAGUGACGAAGAUAAGACAAAAGGGCCAGCUAAAACCCUGGACAUGAGUCAGAAGAUCUACCUGACUGCCUGCAUCAAAGAGGGCGUGGCACCUAGACGGCGUCUUCUAAAGGGACUUACGCAGGACGGUCUGAACGUGAACAAUUGUACCCUUGCACCGAGCGACAUUAAGGCGCUGGCGUAUGCUCUAACGACAAACAUGUGCGUGACGUCAUUAGAUCUGAGCGGCAACGAGAUUGGUCGGGAAGGCAUGGAAUAUCUGGUGGAAAUUUUGGAAGAGAAUAUGACCGUCACCGAGCUGCGUUUGUCUAACGCGAGGCUGGGUCUAUAUGAGGUGCUCCUUCUCACAGAAAUGUUGUCAGAGAAUAUGCGCAUCACCACUCUGGAGGUCGCAGGCAACGAUCUAGAUGACGAGUGCGCCAAGUGUUUUGCAGAGGCGUUAAAGUAUAACAGAAAGAUAAAGAAGCUGAAUCUCAGCCAUAACAAGUUCAACGAGACCGGAGGAAAGAUUCUUGCCAAAUCUAUAGAGACGAAUGAUUGCAUCGAGGAUCUCGACAUGAGCUGGAACUCCAUACGGAUGCUGGGUGCAAUAGCAUGGGGAGACACGCUCUACAACAAUGUUGACUUGAAACACAUAAAUCUGUCUUGGAACGGAUUCGGGGACGAAGGAGCCGCGUCCAUUGGAGAGGCUCUGGAGGAGAACAACACCUUGCUGACGCUUGACCUCACAUGUAACCGGAUAGGGUUCGAAGGAAGCCGCGCCAUUGCGAAGGCGCUCGGAAACAACUCGUCGUUAGAGUCGCUCGCGCUAAGCCAAAAUCCAGUCACAACCCAGGGCGCUGUUGAGCUUCUUACACAUUUACAGAUAAAUGACGAGUCAAAACUGCAGGAACUACUUCUUGAGGGAACACAAGUGACCAGUGAGGCUGAUGAUCUGUACGAAGAAAUCCGAGGUUUCCGAAGCGAGUUCAAAUUCGUUCAUGGUGGUCACGUGAUAUCACCGGAUACGCUUGCCUUUAAAACUGUCAAACCAGAGGAAAAGAAUUGUCGAAGCAGCAAAUCUUGACGCAGUGCUAUAUGAAAAAAUCAGUGUUGUGCUGUUUAUUUAAAACGUUGUAAUAAAGUUUGUUACUCUAAAACAAAGAUUUGUUCCGACCUUCAUCAUGAGUUCGUAACAGAAAUAAAAA
This is a messenger RNA of Dreissena polymorpha, 1829 nucleotides long. RefSeq names its product leucine-rich repeat-containing protein 74A-like. Gene Ontology annotation, molecular function: protein binding. Lineage: Eukaryota; Metazoa; Mollusca; Bivalvia; Myida; Dreissenidae. The transcript has 11 exons. The record is from RefSeq and is a predicted model, not a curated record. The coding region runs from base 350 to 1708 and encodes 452 amino acids.